UAAAGUCUUACUCGGGUCUGUAUUUGAGGUUUUUCCAAUGGCUGGUAUAACAUGUGUCCUACGUGAACAAAAUUAUUUUUCACCCAUGAAACCAUCGACCCCCGCUUUGUGAUGGGUUCAGUACCCCCAGGGAGUGAACUCCUUUGUACAAUUUGUAUUCUCAAUUUUAAAUUUAUCUUUUUACCCAAUUGGAAACAAUGCUCUAUAAAAAGUAGGACAUGUAAAUAAAAUCUAAAACUUAAGAGGGAUCUAAAUUAAGUAUCAGGUUGGACAAGGCCAUGAAGAGAAAGUGUUCGAUGCAAAGUACAAUGAACACUGGAAUGACAUGAACAUGCUGUGUGUAAGAAAUAUUUGUACUGUUGAAUUGUGUGGAUUGUAUUCCUGUCUCAGCAGCGCCCAGCAAUCGCAUAACAUCAAUCACUUCCCCCUGUGGGUGAAACCUUUUGGAGUGAAGAGAGCAGAGACCUGUACCUUUUAAAGUACCAAUCCAUGAGCCAUCUAAGCCUGAUGUACAUCCCAUGCACAUCUUGCGUCUGAUAGGUCCAUUGUCCUUCCAGAGAAGCGUAGUCCCCCCUUAAGCUAGUUUCCUAGAACCCUGUGUAUAUAUGAUACAAUUGUUGCACGGACUCACUCAUCCAAACUGUAUCCAUGCUCCUUAUAGAAACCAUUUCAUAAGGCAAUGUCACUCAAAGCACCUGGCAAAGACCCCCACAGACCUGAGGGGCCAUGAAGUCAUGUAGACACAGUCCCCUCCAAAAGUACCACAGUACAGGUUCUAUUUGGGGUUCUACGCUCUUGGUGGCUUAACUCAAGGCACUUUGGAGGAAUAUUUAGUCACGUUUAUCCAUUACUGAGGCAUAAAAAAUGAAAUGGCUCAACAAUGCAUGGGAAGUACUUCAGUCAUUGUGUCCUAUCAGCCCUUUUACUCUAAACUGUCAACAUUAGAGUUACAAAACACUUCUCCUGCGGACCUCCUCCGUCCCCUGAACGCCCAUAUUGUUUUAUAGAAAGUCACAUAAUUGAUAAAUGAUUUGCGACAGAAUUCUCAAGGUUCUUUGCGAGGAAGGGAAGAUUAGAGAUCGGUCUGUGGUUAGCCAACACUUCUGGAGAAGAGGUUUAAUUACAGCUACCUUGAAGGACUGCGGUACAUGUUCUGUCAACAAAGACAGAUUCAUUAUAUCCAGUAAAGUGCUAAUUAACAGAAAAACUUCUUUAAGCAGUUUAUUCUGAAUCGGAUCCAAGAGGCAGGUAGAAGAGUUACUUAGAAAUUGUAGAAGUCAGUUCAUCAACAUUGAAGAGAAGUCUUCCAAGUAGGUAUCAGGGCCCACUGCUGCAUCCAAGGUUCCUACAUCUGAGGACGGGUCGGCUCUGGUUGGGGGAAUACACGGCUCGACAGCGCUGUGACUCUGUCAUUCUGGCUACAGUGCUGAAAAGAAACCUGGUGUUUUUAUUUUUCUCGAUUAAUGAGUAAGAAGAUGCUCUUGCGUUACGGAGAGCCUUCUUAUAUGUUUUAACGCUGUCUUGCCAAAAUAGCCUAGAUCCUUCUGAUUUGGUGGAACACCAUAACCGUUCAAGUUUCCGCAGUUUGCUUUAAGUUCUGGGAUUGUUAUACCAAGGAGCGAACUUCCUUCUUGUUGCCAUUCUUCUUUUGAGGGGAGCAAUACCGUCCAGCGCCAUUCUCAAAGAGCCUGUGGCAGCAUCGACAAGAUUUAAAUGAGGCUACAGCGGUAUCCGAUUAACAUCGACUGUAGAAACCCUUGGCAGGAGAACGAGAGACCGGUAGUAGAAAUUCAAAGGUUAUCAAACAAUGGUCCGACAGGAGAGGGUUCUGUGGAAAGAUUGUUAAAUGUUCAAAUCACAAUACCAUACACAAGGACCGUAAGUCGAGGGUGUGGUUAAAACAAUGAGUUGGUUUGUUUACACUCUGAAAGAAACCAAUUGAAUCAAACAAUGAGAGAAAUUAAGUACCAAGGCUGUCGUUAUUCGUUUUCGUUAAGAACUGUGAAAAUUCAGAUAGAAAUUCUGAAUAAGGACCUGGGGCCCAGUGACAGACGCUCUCCAGCAACAACCACCAUGUGAUGUUUGUCACAUGUGAAAGCACUUAUUAUUAUCAGCGCUCCACCGUUAUGAAACCAGUUACAUACUGAUCAUGUGACCACGCAUCUUGUCUGAUUUCGUGCUUCCUGCAAUAAGAGGAAACCUCUGAGUAAGAGGCUGUGUUUAGCGAGGCUCCGCCUCCCAAAGUCCCAGUAGCUUUACUGGUGACUGUCUGGUGUAGUUUCAUAAACACUGAUACCUAAACUCCACUGACCCGUGUAUAAAGCCUACUAACGGAGUCCAGCCCCGGGUUUAAAAUUUAAAAAUGAUCUCUUGACAUAUUAACGAAGGAAAAGCUCUUCCUGCUCUGCAGGCACAUAAAUCCCUCCCACAGGAAGUACAGCGUCCCCCUUUUUACCAGAGAAGGCUGCAAGAGAGAAGCAAAGAAGCUGCUCUGUGCCAUGAGGGCCUCUUUCCUCCUCCUCCUCCUCACCUUCCUCGUGAGCGUGUGUGAUGUUCAAGGCGACACAGAUUUUAGAAUCUGUGCCUUCAACCUCCAUCACUUUGGGGACUCCAAGUCCAAGAAGACCAAUGUCAUGCACACUCUUGUUCGGAUCAUCGCUCGCUGUGACGUGUGUUUGCUUCAGGAAGUGAGAGACAGUCAAGGGAAAGCUGUACCAGAGCUCCUGAGCCGCCUGAACAGCUAUGACCCUGAACACGACUACGCGUCAGUGUCCAGUGAGAGACUGGGCCGGACCGCCUCGUACCAGGAGCAGUAUGUGUUUGUUUACAGGACCGACACAGUGACUCUCAGCGGUCAGUAUCAGUACCCAGACGAUCUGCCAGGAGAUGUUGACGCUUUCGCCAGAGAGCCCUUUGUGGUCCGCUUCAAAGCCCCCAGCACAGACAUACGGGAGUUUGUCCUCAUACCUCAGCACACCACUCCGACCAACACCACCAAGGAGCUGGACGCACUCUACGAUGUGUUGGAACACGUGAAGGCCAUGUGGCAAACUGAGAAUGUGAUGCUGCUCGGGGACUUCAACGCUGACUGCGGCUACCUGGCUAAGAAGAACAGGAAGAACGUGCGCCUGCUCACACAGAGGGAGCUCUACUGGCUGAUUCCAGAGAAGGCCGACACCACUGUGCGAUCAACCACGUCCUGCACCUACGACAGGAUCGUGGUGCAUGGAGAAAGAUUUGCCCGGGCGAUUGUGCCCUCUUCAGCAAAACCGUUUAAUUUCCAGCUGCAAUACCGACUCACAGAGGAACAGGCACUGGAGGUUAGUGACCAUUACCCAGUGGAGGUCCUGCUGAGGGACAUCGGACACAAAGCCUUCAGUGCUGCCACUUACAAGUUCCUGUCUCUGUGCCUGUACGUCCUCGGCCACCUUGUCUUCCAAAGGCUCAUGUGCUAGUUUAAUGAUACACCUUUGGGGCUUUUGGUCAUCUGAGUCUGAGGACACCCUCAGAAAGGCCUUCGUCACAAACGGAUGACUCUCCAACUCGUGGAUUCAAACAUGCUAAAUACACCACUAGCACUAGAUGUUUGGUUCAGAAUCAGAAUCAACAGCAGAAAAACACACAACUGCUGGCGCUUACCUUUAUAUAACCUCCAGUGUAGUAUUUUAAUCAGCUGCUAUGGAACAUCUCAUGGAUAUCUAACCAAACGUGUUCAGGGAGCGAGGGAGGAACUCAACAGCAAGAGUUGAGGCACUGAAAAAUGUACAUUGAUGAUUAAAUGAAUAAAUGAUUUAAUCAUUUAUUAAAUGAUUUCUCUAUACAAUUCAAAUGCUUUAUAAAGAGUUCAUGCACAUUUCUUUUUAGUCCACAUUUCUGGGAAGGAAGGAUAAUGAUGUUAAAUAAUCAGAAGCCAAACCUUGACAUGUUGUGUUUACUUUUUCCUCAAUGCAGGUUGUGUUUUUAUUUUAAUUUAUUAUAGUGUUCUCUCAUUCUCUGUCCGGGGCCAAGAGAUUUCUUUUCUGAAGUUCUGUUUUUUUUUCACUUUCAAUUUGAGCACAAACAAAAGCUGAGAGCUAAUAUUGUGGAACAACAAAAAGAAGCUCACAGUCCUGCAGAAGCAAACGGCGUGUGUAUACAAACGUGUACACAUAAUACAAUGAUUAUUGAAUGAUUAUGAGGAAAACAUGAAGACCUUAUUUAAAUUCAGUAUUUGGUUUGAUUGCAUUGGAAGUGAGAACGUCCUGUUUAGUUUCUUUAUUUGUUGAAUGCAGGAAUAUUUUGUAUGUUUUAAUAAGUCGGGUUCAAUAAAAAAGUCUGUUUCC
This is a messenger RNA of Pungitius pungitius (ninespine stickleback), 4322 nucleotides long. RefSeq names its product deoxyribonuclease I-like 1 (gene dnase1l1). Lineage: Eukaryota; Metazoa; Chordata; Actinopteri; Perciformes; Gasterosteidae. Bases 2499 to 3455 code for a protein of 318 amino acids. The transcript has 9 exons. Gene Ontology annotation, molecular function: deoxyribonuclease I activity; DNA binding. The record is from RefSeq and is a predicted model, not a curated record. Gene Ontology annotation, cellular component: nucleus. Gene Ontology annotation, biological process: DNA catabolic process.